CGGCCGGCAGGUGGGCGCGCGCCGCCUAACGACCUUCUGCGCCGACGGUCGGCUAGGCGGCGGCGGCGAGUGGAUGGAGGCCUCGGCCCUCGGCCGGCGGAGGCGGCGGGGCUGGCGGCGGGCCCCGGCCGCGGGCUCCCCGCUCACCCGGGCCGCGGUCGUCCUCCUGCUUUCCGCCUUCGUGGCGCGGGCGACCCCGUCAGUUGGAUAUUUGAUUCGAUUACCAAGAAGUUUUCACUUGACCCAAGAUACGGUGAAAAUAGUGGGAUCAUCAAAUUUUCCAGUGAAAGUAUAUGUUAUGCUGCAUCAAAAGAGUCCACAUGUGUUAUGUGUAACGCCACGACUGCGAAAUUUGGAAAUGAUAGAUCCAUCAUUCCAAUGGCAUGGGCCAAGAGGAAAAAUUAUUUCAGAGAACAGCACUGCACAAGUAACAUCUACAGGAAGUCUUAUAUUCCAGAACUUUGAGGAGGGCAUGAGUGGAGUGUACACAUGUUUCCUGGAGUAUAAACCGACUGUGGAAGAAAUUGUUAAAAAUCUUCAACUAAAAUAUGUUAUAUAUGCUUAUCGUGAGCCUCAUUAUUAUUACCAGUUCACAGCUCGAUAUCAUGCAGCUCCCUGCAAUAGCAUCUAUAAUAUUUCUUUUGAGAAGAAACUUCUUCAGAUUUUAAGCAAAUUGGUUCUUGACCUUUCAUGUGAAGUUUCUUUACUGAAGUCGGAAUGCCAUCGUGUUAAGAUGCAAAGAGCUGGUUUGCAAAAUGAAUUGUUCUUUACAUUUUCAGUUUCAUCUCUAGACACUGAAAAAGGACCUAAGCCAUGUACGGACCAUAGUUGUGAAUCUUCCAAAAGACUGUCUAAGGCUAAAAAUCUUAUAGAGAGAUUUUUUAAUCAACAAAUAGAAGUUCUAGGCAGACGUGCAGAGCCAUUGCCUGAAAUAUACUAUAUUGAAGGUACUCUUCAAAUGGUUUGGAUUAAUCGCUGCUUUCCAGGGUAUGGAAUGAAUACCCUGAAACAUCCAAAAUGUCCUGAAUGCUGUGUGAUCUGCAGCCCUGGGUCUUAUAACCCCCGUGAUGGAACCCAUUGCCUUCAAUGCAAUAGCAGCCUGGCGUUUGGAGCAAAAGCAUGCGUAUAGGCCAUGAGUUUGAGAUCUCUAGUGGUUUGUUAAACACAAAAGUAUAUUUUUGAAAUAUUAAUACAUAAUAAAUCACUAUUAUGCCAAAAUUAAAUAUAUUAGAUUUUACAAAAUACGGUGUCAUCAUUUUAAUUGAAACAUUACAUGUCCAAAUGCUUUACGAAUGGACCAUCCACUGAUCUUUAUACAUUAAUGCCAGAACUACAUAUGACUUCAGAAUAUUUCUUGGAUCGCUGUUUUUUAAAAAGGGUUUUAAAUAUACUCUAUUGGUGUUAGCCCAAAGGAUUUUUCAGGAUUAUAUUAAAACAGCCCAUUCUCUUUACAGUAGGUUGACUAGUCUCAGGCCACCAUAUUCUUCCAUAGUCAUUUUAAUUCCAGCUUGUUUCCUUCCUUUAAUUUUAUGAGAUUUUAUUUCUUCUGGUGUGACCUUUCAUAGCUGAAGGUCACUUUUUAAAAAGCCUUUGCAUCUUCUGGUUGCAACUUUUAGCCACUUCAGUGUAAGGCCAGGUCCCAACAACUCGAUGGGUUUUUAAUGUAGUUCAGGGUGGCAGUCUUCACCUUUUUGGUUUAGAGGCCUUUAAAUUACCUUUCUGACAUUUUAGAAUAGAAUAACCAUUGUAUGUGCCUAAAUUAACCUUUGAACUUUCACAGUGUGGAGAGAGAGAAAUUAGGCAAUUUCUUGCCCCGAAGACACCUCUAGGGAAAUGUAUCAAACGAUCAUCAUAUCUUUUAUUGCAUUUCCUUUAUCAUUAAAGUGUUACAUCACGGAUACUUCUGCCACCACCACCAUACCCUCUCUCAUAGUGGGGUGCUGUAUUUGAAUAUGAAAAAUUACCGAUAAUGUAAGGGUUUAAAUACCAGAAAAAUACAUGAGCCACUUACAGAAGAGUAGUUUCUCAAUUUUUUUAUUGUUUCAUUUGUACUGGUAACACUUUAUCUGAUCUUGGACAUUCCCUGUUUUUUUCCCUUCAUAUUUCCUUUCUUAAGACAUAAACAUUUUAAAUGGCAAAUAUACACAGGUGGUAUCUAGGCACAACUGUGCAUUGACAGGGAAAAAGUUUACUUGUAUCUAGGAUCUAUUUGACUUUUUAAAAUUGACCAGUUAAUAAGUUAAUCUCCCGUUUGGUCAUGCUGUGGACAAACAUUACCCUGUACAAAGGGAAGUGAAAUGACAUUUCUUUGUUAGCCUUGGUGAUCUUUUUAAAAACAUUCCUUGUAACUCAUAAUCAUGAUGUAAUUGUUUUCAUAUGGUUUUUAGAGGUUUUUUCCUUUAAAAAUCUUUCUUUGCUGGAGUGGAGUAAGUCACAUAUUUGCCAUUAUACUGUUUGGGGGGGCUAUGGUUCUUACAGUACAUGUCUUUUGUAACUAGUAAAAGACCUCCUAAGUCUCCAUCUCUAAAAGCAGUGCAGCCUCUGAAGCUUUCCAGAUUUCUUAAUUGUGUAAUAAGAUGAACUGAAAUACAUUUUCUUUAGUACUGCCUGAGUUUGGAUUAACUUUUUUCCUGGU
Messenger RNA from Callorhinus ursinus (northern fur seal), 2635 nucleotides. It is a transcript of the gene ZPBP, whose product is annotated as zona pellucida binding protein. Gene Ontology annotation, cellular component: acrosomal vesicle; zona pellucida receptor complex; extracellular region. Lineage: Eukaryota; Metazoa; Chordata; Mammalia; Carnivora; Otariidae. Gene Ontology annotation, biological process: binding of sperm to zona pellucida; acrosome assembly. The record is from RefSeq and is a predicted model, not a curated record.